This is a messenger RNA of Tremella mesenterica DSM 1558, 681 nucleotides long. RefSeq lists its product as uncharacterized. Gene Ontology annotation, cellular component: core mediator complex; mediator complex. The transcript is spliced from 3 exons. Lineage: Eukaryota; Fungi; Basidiomycota; Tremellomycetes; Tremellales; Tremellaceae. The record is from RefSeq and is a predicted model, not a curated record. Gene Ontology annotation, molecular function: transcription coregulator activity. Gene Ontology annotation, biological process: regulation of transcription by RNA polymerase II. Bases 1 to 681 code for a protein of 226 amino acids.
AUGACAGUAGAACCUCCUCUUCAAACCGAACCUCCCAUUCGAAAUUCUCUCCUGAAAAACCUUACCACCCAAACCACACUCCUCACUCAACUUUUCACCCAAUUGGGAACAUCCACUCCACAAACAGCAACCGUUCAAAACAUUCAUGCUCAAUUAUGUUCAUCGACCGAUGAUCUAGCUAGGUUGACGAGAGAUUUGGAGAAACAUCAACAGGUGUGGAAUUCCGUUCUGAUAGCUCAAGAACGUGUGGAGGGAUUGGAGAAAAAAGUAAGGGAGAUAUGUAAGGAGUUGGAAAAGGGCAGUAGGGAAUUAGAUGAAAUGGUUUGGAGUGCAAAGGUUAACGUGGAGAAUAUAAAGAUGAGUGAGAAGAACCCUUUAAACAUUCCAGACCUUCUAGCACACGCACAAGCAUUAUCGAAAACUUCUAGCGCACCAAUAUCAUCUUUACUCACACCUUCCGAUAAAGCUCAAUAUCCUCCUUGGCCAACAGAAGCAGCAAUGAGAAUGGGGUUGUUAUUCCAAUUACAAGGAAGUAUGACUCAAGGUCAAACUGGAGAAAUCACAGAGGAAAUCCCAACACAAAGUAUGGAAAUUGAACAACCUACUUUACCUCAAGAAGAAGGAAGGAGUUAUGAUCCUGAUGCUGUUUACAAUCUCGAUUUGGAUUCUGAUUCUGAUUAA